Messenger RNA from Eublepharis macularius, 2300 nucleotides. RefSeq names its product MYC proto-oncogene, bHLH transcription factor (gene MYC). The record is from RefSeq and is a predicted model, not a curated record. The coding region runs from base 364 to 1623 and encodes 419 amino acids. Gene Ontology annotation, biological process: positive regulation of cell population proliferation; regulation of transcription by RNA polymerase II. The transcript has 3 exons. Gene Ontology annotation, molecular function: DNA-binding transcription factor activity, RNA polymerase II-specific; RNA polymerase II cis-regulatory region sequence-specific DNA binding; protein dimerization activity. Lineage: Eukaryota; Metazoa; Chordata; Lepidosauria; Squamata; Eublepharidae.
GGGAGGGUCGCGGAGCGCUCGCUGGCUCUGUCGGGAGGAGCCGAAGGGGGGGAGGAAGCGAGGGAAGCAGCCCACCCACCCUCUCCUCGCCAGUUUUAAAAGGGACGCGGAGCCAGCCCGGCUCUCCCCAGCCGCCGCCAGCCGCUUGUUGGACUUACAGUAUCCCGCUUGCUUUUCUCCAAACGAGACCGGCGAAGAAAUCCAGCGCGAGAAGGGAAGGCAAAAGCGCCCCGCGAUUGUUCCGGGGCGGUUUUUCUCUUUGGAAUCCUUAUCUUUUUCCCUUUUUUUGCACCGUUCCGUAAAACCGGCCCGCUGGAUUGCCUAGCCGGUAUCUGGAAGGAACCGGCCCCCUUCUCCGCCGCCAUGCCUCUGACGGUCCCCAGCUUCCCGAGCCGGAAUUAUGACUACGAUUACGACUCGGUGCAGCCCUACUUCUACUUUGAGGAGGAGGAAGAGAACUUCUAUCUGGCGGCGCAGCAGCGCGGCUGCGAGCUGCAGCCGCCCGCCCCGUCGGAGGACAUCUGGAAGAAGUUCGAGCUGCUGCCCACGCCGCCCCUCUCGCCCAGCCGCCGCUCGGGCUGCUUCCCGUCCAGCGCCGACCAGCUGGAGCUGGUGACGGAGCUGCUGGGCAGCGACGCCGUCAACCAGAGCUUCAUCUGCGACCCCAACGACGAGGCGUUCAAGUCCAUCAUCAUCCACGACUGCAUGUGGAGCGGUGGCGGCGCGGCGGCCGCCAAGCUGAAGAAGGUGGUCUCCGAGCGCCUCGCCUCCUACCAGGCCACCCGGCGGGAGGGCGCCCGCAGCACCGACAGCCCGCCGCCGCCCUCGACGCCGCCGCCGCCCCAGGCGCCCGUCUCGGCCGCCUCCGCCUCGCCCGGCAGCGCCUACUUGCAAGAGCUGGGCGACGCCGCCGCGGAGUGCAUCGACCCCUCCGUCGUCUUCCCCUACCCGCUGGGCCACAAGGCCCCCAAGCCCGUCGAAGGCGCUGCAGCCGCCGCCCCCGAGGCCAGCCCGGCUUCCCUGCUCGGGGAGGACACGCCGCCCAACACCAGCAGCGACUCUGAAGAAGAGGAGGAACAAGAGGAGGAGGAGGAGGAAGAAAUUGAUGUUGUGACGGUAGAGAAAAGGCAGCCUGCCGCCAAGAAGUCAGAGUCCAACGCACACAGUAAGCCGCCCCACAGUCCAUUGGUGCUCAAACGGUGUCAUGUCCCCAUCCACCAACAUAACUACGCUGCUCCCCCGUCCACAAGGGUCGACUACCCCUCCGCCAAAAGGUUAAAAUUGGACAGUGGCCGUGUUCUGAAGCAGAUUAGCAAUAACCGCAAAUGCUCAAGCCCUCGUACGUCAGACUCGGAAGAGAACGACAAGCGGCGGACACACAACGUCUUGGAGCGCCAGAGGCGGAACGAGCUCAAGUUGAGUUUCUUUGCGUUGCGCGACCAGAUCCCAGAGGUGGCCAACAACGAAAAGGCACCGAAGGUAGUCAUCCUCAAAAAAGCCACAGAAUACGUCCUCUCCAUCCAGUCGGAGGAACACAGACUGAUAGCUGAAAAGGAACAGCUGCGGAGGCGACGGGAGCAGCUGAAAAGCAAACUUCAGCAGUUGAGGAACUCUUGUGUUUAAAAGAGAGGAGGGAAAAGAAGAAUCCCCAUAGACAUUGGUGGGGGUCCGCAUAGACUGGGAUUAAGGCCAACAUAAUGAGACGUUUUUAGUGUUUCUUAAACACUCACAAAAAACAAAAGUACUGGUGAACUUGACAAUUUCAUGGAACCGUUCAUUGCAUGCCCUACAAACUACACAACCUUGGCUUGACCUUGACAAAAGGCGGGCCAGAACCUCAAAACUGCCUCAUCACAAAACUUUGGGAUGAUGGGGGCCGAUAUCUCUUCACACCUGGGGGAUGAACUUUAUUUUUUUUCCCCUUUAUUUUUACUUUUUUUGUAUUUAAAGAUUUCCCCCCCCCCCUCUUAAGAUGAUUCCUUUUCCCCAAAUCUGCUGUAGAUAUAUUUACACAUCUUAAUGACAUGUAAAUAUCUUUAAUAAAAAUCUUUAUAGAAAAAUUCUAAAAAAAAAAGUGCAACAGAUAAUGCUUAGAGGUUGUGGCAACUGGAUUUAUGACUGUCUUGAACUUUUGUGCCAUAACAUUUCAUAAAGAAAAAAAUUUCUGGUCAUUUUUAUUUAAAUACUUUUUUGUCAUCUUUUUUUAAAGAAAUGAUUUUAUUUUGUGUUUCUAGAUAAAUAAAAUAUUUCCCCUAAAUUGUAAUUAGCUAAAUCUUGUGUAAACUGCCCUGUCUAUUUAA